AUAAAAUAACAUGGUGUAGAGGUUGCAAAAGUUUCCAUUAUAGCUCCACCCAAACACUCCUGCCCAGUAAUGCUCAGAAAAUUCAGUCUGAGUGAUGGGGCUUCCCUGCCUGCUUUGCUGCUGGGCUGCUUGGGGGGAAGUGGAACAGCUUUUGGUUUUGUUUGUUUGUUUUUUCUUUUAAUAUAGAGAUUCUUGAGAGCCAUGUCAGGAAUAGAGUGAGGAAUGAACUCUGGUGCCUGGCUCCUCAAUAAAGAGUCUGGGCGGCCCAGGUUUAAAGUGCAAGCACUGAAAAAUUAAAAAAUUCACGGAGCAACAGGCAGAUGGAUCAGUAGAAAGGGGCUUCCGGGGGGUAAGGUGGCUGUUUGCUGUUUAUGUCGGUAUUGUUUAACUCUUCUUCUCCUGAAGAAGUGUCUUGAUGUUGUUUUCUGGCUGGUUUUGUCCUACUGGUGUCAAGGCAUCAGUUUGCUCCUCUGGAAAGGAUAAGAAGGGAGUUAGUUGUUCCUGGAACAUGGCUUGGUGUGCAGGAUGCUUGCAAAUGCUCUUCUCUCAUGCUUCAAUAAAUAAAGAAGUUUUCAUGGGACUUUAAAAAAACUUCUCUUUUGGAAAUAGGUCAAGCAAAUAUUUAUUUUUCUAAGGUGUCAUGCCAGUGUUGCACAAAUACUUGAAUGAGUAGUCAUUUUAUUUUUCACUGCUUUGUUUCUUUCUAAACACAUUCAGUUCUUUUUUUUCCAGUGGUGUAGGGACACACAUUAAUAAUUGUAUGUAAUCAGUCCCGUCCCUCUCUCCAUCUGGGAGUCUGUGCAUUUUCUGUGUGCUUGUGUUCUACAAUUGCAGUGCUGUAAAUUGGAAGGUGUGACACUUUUUUCUUUAUAUCCAGGUGCUUCUCAGCUGUUGGGAUAUUUUUUGCUCUCCAAAAGCGUUUCAGGUCAGUGGUAGGCCAGCUGCUGCAAUGAAUUUAAAAACAAAACUCCCAGAAUACAGCAAAGCUCAAGAAAAUGGCCAUACUGGUGUCUUGCUUUCCUGUCUUAAAGCCCAGCUGUGGUAUUGCUGGUGUCCUUUUGGAAAGUAAGUCCAAUGUUUGGGUUAUCCCACAGAUGGAGUGUGCAGUUACUGCCAAAAGCUUGUACCCUGCUGUCUGGUGGAGCUCCUGUCUUCCCAAAUAAUCAGGGAUCAGUUGGUAGCUGUCUUUAAAGAGGGAUUCUUCUUGUCUGCUCUUAAAAUGGUAAAAAUAAAGAGUUUAGUUAAGAGGACCAGAAAUAGGUUUGGGUACUUGAUCUUACAGCUCUUCAUCUCCGGAUUUCCUCAGUGUAGGAAUAGCAAGGGUCUGUGUUGCAGUGCUCUGGAGUACUUGGAGUAUACUUUGUGUGAGAGGAUAUUUGAAAUGGGGUUGUCUUGGGUGCUUUUUUGAUGUGUAGCAUAUUUAAUGAAGUCUUGGGUCUCUGUGUGAAGGAUCCAAAUGUACUCCUGGCUCCUGGUGCUUGUACUCAGGGCAGGCUGCAGUGGCUGGAGACCUUCCUGGUGGCUCCAGGUCCUGCCUUGGGGCAUGAGAAGCAUAAGGAUCAUUCCAGCUUCCAGUGAUAGAAAGCACUGGGCUUUCCCUUUCAGGCUGCAGGCUCUGGUCAGCCUUGCAGAGGUGGUCACCUCUCAACCAGCGCCUUGAGCAGGUGGCUUUGGAGACCUUGAAGGGUUCAAUGUGAUGCCAUUUUUCACAGCCCUGCUAAUGCAGUUUUACACUUUGCAUUAAAAGUUAAUUGGCGUUUACAUUGUUUCCUGGGUGUGGGGUGGCCCUCAGAGACAGAUCACCCUGACACCUGUGCCAGAGGUUGUGCAAGCCUGCUGUGUGUUGUGUUGUGCUUUGAUUUGUUAAACAGGAUGUAAAAGCAGGCUCCUCUUCUGAAAUGUAUCCUGCUCUUUCUUCCUUUGCUAGGAAUCAUUUCCAUGUCAGACAGCAUUUAAGAGAAGGAGAGUGUCUCUGUUUUAUAGAGGCAGAGCUGACUUAAACCCAAAAAUCCAAGCACAGACCCCCUCGGCUGUGCUAGCACAGGGGAGGCAGGCUGUGGUCUGGGCUGUGAGCAAACAAAUGAUGUGAAUAUUUCAUUUAGACCAUAAGCCACCUGUUGGGCUUUGCUCCCCCAGCCCUGCAUGCACUGGGAAGUGCAGCAGAUGUUUUAAAUGGCAGCCAGCACUCCCUGCUCCAGUGUCUGGCAUCUCCAUGGUCUUUACAGGCAGGAAGACAGAGUCUGAGGAUGAUGUAGCAACUGCUGCAGGUUUGCAGCCCUGAAUCCUGGUCCUACUGAGGCAACUGCAGGCACUUUAAAGAUGUGGGUGAGCACAGAGAGGGGGCAGGAGAACGACAGGCUCAGGACGUGGUCCCCCGUGCAGGUCCAGUGGCAAAUAUGAACCUUUGUCAGCAACUCCUCGGGACAUCAUGAGUUUGCUGGAAUCUGGACCACAAAGCACUUGCAAUAGCGCUUUCUAAAUUUGAGUUUGAUUUAAAUGAAAGAAGAAUAAUCCUCUGGAUCAAUUGUAGCGAUGGCUAGCAAAAGGAAAUCCACAACACCUUGCAUGAUACCAGUAAAAACACUGGUGCUUCAGGAGACUGAACAGGAUGCUGGAGAAGAUGACCGUGAAGGAACACAACCAGAGGCUUCUGCAGAAGGACCAGCAUCGAGCGAUGCUGGGGCCAGCAGCGCUAAUAAUGGAGCUUUGUCCAACGGGCACCGCGGCAUCGCCGAUGGUGACACUUUCAUCUGCAAGCCUUGUGACUUCGGGUCUCAAGACCUUCACCAGUUCUUUGGGCACUUGGACUCUGAGCACUCAGACUUCAGCAAAGAGCCCGCAUUCGCCUGUGCCGGGUGCAGCUUCCUGGCCAACAGCCACGAAGGGCUCUCGCACCACAACGCCGAGGCGCACGCCGGCGAGACCAGCUUUGUCUGGAGGCUGGUGAAGCAGGAUGGUCGUACAACCGUGGAGCAAAGUCUCUGUGAGGCCACCAGCAGCCAUGACCUGCCAGGAGAGGUCCCUGAGGAAGGGGCAGAUGGCCAGUCUGAAAUUAUCAUCACCAAAACCCCUAUCAUGAAGAUAAUGAAGGGUAAACCCGAGGCCAAAAAAAUCCACACGCUGAAGGAGAAUGUGUCCAGUCAGUUGGGCAGUGAGGCAGAGGUGAAGGAUGGUGAGCAUUCAUUCCCAAAUGGGUCCGUGCCAGUCAGCCAGGCAAGUUCAACAAAGUCAUCCCACAUAGUGAAUGGCUCCAUCAUAGGAAACGUGCCUGUUCUGCAGGCGGGUGUUGCACAGCUUGUGUCGCUGCAGCAGCAGCCCCCCUUGCAUCAGCAGCUCCCUACAUCCAAAUCCCUUCCCAAGGUGAUGAUCCCACUGAGCAGCAUUCCCACAUACAAUGCUGCCAUGGACUCCAACAGCUUCCUGAAAAACUCUUUCAACAAGUUCCCCUACCCCACCAAAGCUGAGCUCUGCUACUUGACCGUAGUGACCAAGUACCCAGAAGAGCAGCUGAAGAUCUGGUUCACUGCCCAGAGGCUGAAGCAGGGCAUCAGCUGGUCACCAGAGGAGAUCGAAGAUGCCAGGAAGAAGAUGUUCAACACUGUUAUUCAGUCUGUGCCACAACCCACCAUUACAGUGUUGAACACGCCCUUGGUUGCAAAUCCUGGGACUGUUCCCCAUCUUAUCCAGGCAACUCUCCCAGGCCACGUGGUGGGGCAGCCAGAGGGGACAGGGGGGCUGCUGGUCACGCAGCCCAUCAUGGCAAAUGGGUUGAAGGGCACCAGCUCCUCCUUCACCUUGGCAGUGACUUCUGUCCCCAAGCCACAGCCAGCAGGGCAGCACAGCACUGUGAGCUCCAGCAACACAUCCGGGGUCAAGGUGGUCAACAGCGGCCAGUCCCUGCUCACCGCCUGCCCUGCCAUCUCCUCGCAGACCUUCCUGGAUCCCAAUGUCUAUAAAAACAAGAAAUCCCACGAGCAGCUCUCAGCCCUCAAAGGCAGCUUCUGCAGAAACCAGUUCCCUGGCCAGGCUGAAGUCGAGCGGCUGACAAAGAUCACGGGCUUGUCCACCAAGGAGAUCCGAAAAUGGUUCAGCGACAGGAGGUACCACUACAGGAACGUGAGAGGUGGCCGGGCCGUGUUCCCUGGAGACAGUGCUCUUGAUUCCCUGCCCGAAAUCACCUUCGACGUCCCACCCAGAGGAGCUGAGCUGAGCCCUGCAGCGGCAGCGGCCACGCCGGCCCCUCACCACCCAGCACGGCGGCAGUCCUGGCACCAGGCACCCGACUUCACCCCGACCAAGUACAAGGAGCGAGCGCCGGAGCAGCUGAAGGCCCUGGAGAGCAGUUUUGCCCAAAAUCCCCUUCCUGCGGAGGAAGAGGUGAACCGCCUGCGGGGGGAAACGAAGAUGACACGGAGGGAGAUCGACAGCUGGUUCUCGGAGAGGAGGAAGAAGAAGGUGGCGGAGGAGAAUAAGAAAGUGGAGGAGGUGGCUCAACAGGAGGAGGAGGAGGCAGAGAAUGGCGGCGGGGAAGGGGAAGACUCCUCAGAUGAGCAGAGGGCCACGAGUGAAAACGGCUCAGUCGACGCCUCCGGCAUCAACCCCAACUCGGCGGAGCGGAAGGUGAGUCCCAUCAAAAUCAACCUGAAAAACCUGCGAGUGACCGAGUCCAACGGCAAAAACGAGGUACCGGGGACCGGCGCAAAUGAAAAGGGGGACGGCAGCUCCAGCCGGCCGCCCACCCCUCCCAAAACCAAAAUGAACUUCAAAAAAACGGCCCAGCAGCGGCAUCUGCUGAAGCAAAUGUUCGUGCAGACCCAGCGCCCCACGAACCAGGAGUAUGACGCCAUCGUGUCCCAGACGGGCCUGCCGCGGGCCGAGGUCAUUCGCUGGUUCGGGGACAGCCGCUAUGGCUACAAGAACGGGCAGCUGAAGUGGUAUGAGAACUACCGGCGGGGGGUCUUCCCCCCGGGGCUGGUGGAGGUCGGCCCCGCCGGCCGGGAGGUGCUCGAGGACUACUACGAGAAGCACAAGGGGCUGCGGGAGGAGGACGUGCCCGGCCUCUGCGAGCGCGCCCGCCUCGGCGCCCAGCAGCUCAAGAAACAGACUGAACUCAAACCACCAGCCCCAGAGGAUCCGCUCUUACCCUUGAGAAGAAAUCUGUGAUAUUUAAGAAACCCAUGGACCGGCCUGAUCCAAGCCUGAGGAGCAGGACGUGGUGAUGAAGCACUGCCAUCCAUGAGACCUUUGAGCACAGCACACGAGACAGCACGUGCACAAACUGGGCACUCGGUGCUGAGCUGUUGGUGGCCCAGCUGAGGAGAAGGCUGGGAGCUGACUGAGGCAGGGCUCAGCUCACACCCAGGAAAUAGGAUGCUCCUGUUUGCUUUCCAGUGACAGACUUUCAGAUUUCAUAUUCAUAUACCGAUGCCUACAGCUGCCUAUACAAGCAUAACAAAUCUCAGACAUUGUGUAAACAAGGUCAUUGCUUAGAUAUGGACUAUCAUGGCAUAGUACUUGUUUCUUUUCUCUUUUUUUUUUUUUUUCAUCUGUCCAUUAAGGUGUUUGUUCUCUAAAGGUUGUCAUGACUGCAUAUAUCCUCUCUGCCUUUUCUGGUCCAUAAGCCCUGGGAGUGAAGGGCUUUGUGGGCACACAAGUGUGAGUGUAUUAUGAAAGGGAAGGGAUUUGAGAAGAAAACUGCCAGUCUUGAAUUUGAGUGAGAUUCUCAUCCCUCCAGAUGAGGUUAGAGUGAGCAUUGCAUACUCUCUGAUAAGCAGCAGGUUCCCAGACCUGGGCAGCCCAGGAGAUGGAGUUUGUUGUAAUUUGUCCCUUGCUGGCUAGAACACUUUCCCCUGUUCUCUUGGAGACUGACUGUAACAGGCUGUUAAAUCUCCAAGUCUCUCUUUAAUCUCUGAGAACUAGCACAUAAUAAUUUUUGCAUCCUGACCUGGAAUUCUUUUCAUUGUUUGGAGAGAACAGUGUGUUCUUCAGAGAACAAAUGCAGAGUCAGUGUGGCUGUGAGUGGUUCAAGUCAUUGUUGUCUCUAAGGCAGUGGCUCUGCUGCCAUUGGGAAGUUUCCUUCUUGCAGUCCUACAUGGCAGAUCCUCCUGCAGCACCACUGGUGAUUUCAAGUGUUUGUUCCAGUUCUUUUUGGUUUUCUUUUCUUUUUUUCCCCCUUUUUUUCCCCCCAGGCCAUGUGCAAUAGUUCUGGCAAAAGAGCAAAAUAAAUUUCCCAGUUAUCCUGCCUGCUGCCUGGUACCUGUACAUUUUUAAUGUGUGUUGUCUUGGGUGGUUGCUGUGUGAUGCAACUGCUUGAACAUUUUUGCUUUAAAUAUUAUUUUCUAGUAGAAAACAAAGUCUAGAAGUCAAAAAACUCUUGAGCUGAAUAGUCCAGCCAAAUGUUGUGUCAGAUCAUUCUGUCACAAACUAAUCAAAUCCCAACUCCAAAUUGGUUCCAUGUUUUGCCUUCACUUUUGCUCUUGGAAGGCUAUUCCAGAAAUUGACUGCCUUUGAGUCGUUAGAAACUGUAUUUAAAUUUCUAGUUUGAAUUAAUUCAUGGCUGGUUCAUUCCUGGUUUGUUUUGGAGCCAACAUUGUCUUUUAACUUAAAUAGUUUUUGGUGUUUAUCUGCUGAUGUAUUUAUGGAGAGUAGUCAUAGCUCCUUAUUUUUUGCCAAGCCAACUCAGCCAAGAUUUUUCAGUAGAAGGUUUUUAUUUAGUGAGAGCUUUUUCAUGUGGGAGACUUUAUUGUUGGUGGUAAAUGAUAUUUAUUAGGAGGGUGGGUAGCAAACCCCAAAGGAUCGGCUCCAGAGAUUUGCAAAAAAUCUGGUUUAAAAACAAAAAAGCUCUUUCAGAACCUCUUCCAAACAUGGUGUCUGAUUUCUACCUUUAAUUGCCCUUGCUUGUGCAAUUCUUUCUUCGUUCCUUUUCAAGAGGCCGUGUUGCCCAGCUGCUGGAAGGGACUGUGGCUGCUCAGUGCUUUGGCAGAGGCUUCCCCUCGCCUGGUGGGAUGUGCUGGGUGCUUGUGCCUGAGCCUACAAGGCUUGCCUGGCACAUGUUGUGAGAUUGUGGCCAAGUGUGACCAUCUGCUCUGCUCUGAGGUGACCUGUACCCCACGUGGAUGUGGCCACUCGCUCUGUGCAUCCCAUAGCCAGACUGACCAUCCCACCAUGUUGUGAGCAGGGGUGGCACUGACCUGGAGCAGCCUGUGUGGCACCAGGCUCCCUAGAUUUGCCUUUGGAAGCACUGCUGAUGGUCGUGACACAGUUGGAGGCAUGACCAGCAGCCACCCCACCUUGGCUAGUGAUGGCUCAGCUGGUGGCAUCCCCAUGGCUCUCUUUGGGGACCAGGGACAGCUGCCGUGUGGUGACAGCCCCAGGGGUUCACCCUCAUGGGUGCAAUCCUGUGCACCCCAAAAUAUCAGAGAGGGUGAGAGAAUCUGAGUGGUUCUAGAGCUGAAAGCAGAUCUGGGAGUCGUGCAGCCUGAGAAUAUGGAUGUAUGUACAGUGUCACCUUCAGAGAACAAAUACAGGUAGGUCAAUUUACUCUGUAGUGUCUAUGUACAUGCAGGUUUAUUUAACUACACAUAUAUACAGUUCAAAUAUGCCAUUGAUCCUUUAUUGCAUUAAGAUGUACAUUAAAAAUGUACACUUUUACUAACUACUUGCUAUAUAAAUAUGUUGGAAGUGUAGUUUGCCCGUUCAAGGUGAUUUUCUGUGGGAUUUUUGGUGUACACUUAAGGGCCUAUGGCUGAUUGGAAGAGUGAUCCCCGCUCCAUCUACAGGAAAGUUUAAGGACUGUGAUAUGAACUGGUCCCUUCAAACCAUGUUUUAAUGCACUAGCUGAAAUAUUUUGCACUUGGAUUGUAUUCAGCCGGUUUUCCAGAAAAAUUGAAGUCUUGUGAGCUAGAGGGAGAAUUUCCCGGUGUACACAGAAAAAGCAGCCUUGAGGGUUGGAAGCUGUUGAGGUUUUUGAGCUUUGUCUCCAUGCAUUCAUACAAGCACAGCAGGAGUUUUCUUUCUUUUGGGUCAGAGGAAUUUUCAAAAGUGGUUCCAUGCAGACUCCCCUCGGAUAUGGCGACGGGGCUGGCAAACGCCUUUGCUUGGGGAGGGUAAGAUUUAGAGACAAAAAAGAAAACAAAAAAUGAUCGAGUUCCCUUUCUAACUCCUACAUUCCUUGUUAUCUGCAUUUUUUAGUUAACUUGAAGUCAUAAAAGUAUAAGCUGAAGAUUUUUGAGGGUUUAGCUCUGUGGUCUUCUGUUUCUCUGCUGAGGAGGAGAAACAGGUGCCAUCUCCAAACAGACUUGGGUUUUGGUGCAGGACAUUGGAAAAGUGUUUGCAUCUGAAACUGCAAAGAAAAAUUGAGAGGUGGCUUGACAGUCCCAACAGCAGCUCUUGUGGUGUUAAGAGGAAGUGUCACCACAAUUCUUCACAGUGUGUGAAUAUUUAUCAUCAUCUAAUCAAAGAUGACUAUCUUGACUUGAAAGGGGUGUAAGAUCGAGGUGAUGUCGCCAGCAUCAGUAAGGAAGGGAAAUUAAAUUCUCCACCUCCAUCCUCUGUGCCUGAGCUUGGGCCUGGCAGGCACAGCAGAAACCAUCAAUUUUAAUCCCUGUGAAUCUUGUUACUUAUGUCUCCGAGGCUGCUUAGAUUAAGGGCACAAUCCAAUUGCUUAAUAACCCGAAACCCUGAUUUGUUCUGGCCCUGGCUUGCUCAUGGAAAGGGCUGCUGGUUCUCCUGAUGUAAGGAACUGAGUUUCUUUAUUCAUUGAUGUCAGCAGCCCCUUCCAUGAGAUUUCUAGACAUUGUUCCAUGUUUCAUUUGGGUACCUUAUUUUUCAGCUCUGUAAUUAGCAUCCUUGAAUUUUGUUUGGUUGGUUGGUUUUUGUUUGGGUUUUUUUAGCAGAACACUAAACAAACCAUGAUCUACAGCCUCCUAUCUCCACUUGCCUGUGAGUGAUGCUGCACAUCAGGUCUGCAGCUUGGUGGGAGGAUGGGCACAGGUGCUUGCAGGUACUUCGUGUGAUUUAAUGUCCCCUCCCUGAGUUGGUCAGCGGGAGAAGCCACCAGCAAAAAGCAGUAGCUGCUGGCAGAGAAACACUGGAUUCCUUAACCUGGUUGGAGGAUGCUCACACAGGAGCUGGAAGAUACCUGCUGAGUUAAUUGAACCCUGACAGUUCAAGAGAAGGAAGCUGUAGUAGGCUGGUUUUUCAUUUAGGGUUUUGGGCAUUUUUUUUUUUUUUUUAAAUUGGAAAGCAACAGAUUUUGGUCACCUGCAGAAGUGUUGUAUUUUUUUCCCUGCAGCCUCUCUCUUACAGAUAAAACAGAGGCAACCUGAUCAGAAGCUGGCUCAUUUGGAAUCAGAAGAAAAAGAUGAUUUUCAGCACUUGGGCAAAAAUGAUAAAGUGAAUGUGAUGCUGCACAUUCCCAUCAGGGUGACAGUAUUUAAAAAUGCUUGUAAAAUGCUCUUCCCCCUGUUGCCCAGAUCAUUUUGGCUCUGUUCUUUUCAAAUCAUUCAAGGUAUUGAUGUGAUUCAGCUUACCAGUAAACCUCUGGUGUCACUUCUCAGCUGAUCCCAAAACCAGCAGGGUAUGAUUAGGCAACACAACACAUGGAGGGGAAAGAGGCACUUGCAGGCUAUCCCUGUUCUUUUUUUUAUUGGGAAAUUCAGUUUCUGCUGUAUGUUUUACUGGCAGCGGUGUGCACCAGGAAUGUUGGAUUGGCAUCACAAAACUUUAAAGCAGAGCAAGGGAGCUCUGUUAUGUAAGCAGUGAAUUUUAAUUUUUUUUUUUUUUGUUAUGGCCCAAGUGCUCUGUUGGCUGACGUUUGGCAUAUUCUGAUGGCACAAUUAAAACUCCUUUUUCCCUGUACUGAUGGAAGAUGGUGUUAGGAUUCUUGCUUACUGGUGCUAGUGAAGGUUGGGCUAGGAAUCCAUGGCAUAGAAAAUUUUCUAGCUAAAAUUGCACUUUCUGCCCCAUCUGGCUCGUGGUGGUGUUAUGGGUACGUGGCUGUGAUUCCCCUUGCACAUACUAACAUUGCACUAAAAGAGAGACUUUGGGAACAGUGUGUUGAUCACUUUGUUUCUCAGCAGACCACAAAGUCAGCCUAAUGGGGUCUCUUUUUUUUUUUUUUUUUUUUUUAAUUAUUGUUAUUUAGAAAUCAUGCUGGUGCUGAAUGACCUGGAAUUUUUGCUUGGAUUUAUCCAAAGGAAAAUGUAAUUGUAGCUGCAACGGGACCUUUCAUAAGGGUGGCCGGUGCAGUGAGGGAGCAGGGUGAGAGCUCUGCUGGGUAAAGCUGUCUUUGUACCGGGGAGCUGUGGGGGGUUCCAGGGGGGUUGUUACUUUUUUUUUUUUUUUCCAAGACCACAAUUUUAAAUGGUCACCUUGGCAAUCGUGUGAAACAGGAAAUAGUUUUUACUUUUGGUAAAGGUUUUAAAGAGGAAACAAAAAAAGAAGCUGCCUGUGAUUGUGGGCUGUAGCUAUUAUUAGGGCUAGGGUAGCUUGUAUGUGCUAUGGACUUUACCUGCUCUUAUUCUGAGGGCAAGAACUCCCUGUAGCAACAAUGCCACUUCUGAGAAGUGAACGGCAAGUUUCCCUUCCUUUUGUAUAUGUGGAUGUGAGGGUGGGCGAGGGGAAGAGCUUGCUUGUACAGUUUGUUGAAAUGAAACCAGACAUUUUUGGUUGUUCCUAAAUAAAGAGCGUAAAAGACAAA
Sturnus vulgaris (Common starling) is the source of this 10699-nucleotide messenger RNA. Lineage: Eukaryota; Metazoa; Chordata; Aves; Passeriformes; Sturnidae. The record is from RefSeq and is a predicted model, not a curated record.